AUGGAGCAAGAUAUGGAGAAUGAACGUUGGGAAAAAUCUAUAGAAGUUGAACUUCUUGCUAUAGAAGAGAAUCAUGUUGGCAAAUUUUGGCCUGCCAGUCCAACCCCUUCUGUCUUGUGGGAAACUACCAUUCAAACCUGGAGAUUGUUAGCUCAAAUUUCAAAUACUGCUGCAACAGUAGCUAGUA
Molecule: messenger RNA, 187 nt
Organism: Sphenostylis stenocarpa
Lineage: Eukaryota; Viridiplantae; Streptophyta; Magnoliopsida; Fabales; Fabaceae
Source: the annotation of a GenBank genome assembly